Molecule: messenger RNA, 2819 nt
Organism: Aphanomyces astaci
Lineage: Eukaryota; Oomycota; Saprolegniomycetes; Saprolegniales; Verrucalvaceae
Exons: 5
Coding region: 30-2783 (917 amino acids)
Source: RefSeq, a predicted model, not a curated record
GUUGGUGGUCUACAGCCACAACAUCCAUCAUGCACGCGCAUCAUGAUUUUACGUGUGGAUUCCUUGAUAAGAGCCGACCACCACCGAACAGUGCCACGCCAUUCAGUGGCCAUCUCACGCGGGUCUUCCUCGUGCUGAUCACGUCCCGGCUGGACAUUUACAAACACGACCCACGUCCAUCGUUCAAAGCCGCGAUCCAUGAUUCAUUCCCUUUCGACCGCAAAACCAAAGUGCUCGAUUGCGCCGACGUGUACUCGGGGCUGCCUCCUUUCACGUUCUCCAUCACGACGAAUGGAAACACGAUGCUCUUGACAGCCACCUCGUACGACGACAUGCUGCUGUGGCUGGAUGCAAUCCGGAAUUGCCUCGAUAAUCAAGUGCACAUAUUACGUGGCACGCUGUGGAAGAAGUCGGCGCGGAGGCCGCAACAGCCGUGGGUGCCUCGCGACGUCGAGCUUGGCCACAUUUCCCUGACGUACGUGACGACGCGGCUGCAUCAGCGCGUGCGCAAUCACGUCAAGCUCACGAGUCGGUCGUUCGUGGUCAACUUGGAAGCUACCCGUGGCCAUGCGCAUGUGUUUGGAAUCUCUACCGGGGACAGCACCAUCACGCUCGCGGCGCCGUCAGCCGACGUCAAGGCCAGAUGGCUCAAAGAGGUCGAGAUCCGCAUCGCCAAGCAGCGCAUCCAACGUCGCGUGUUUCAGAAACCGUUCGACCUCGCGGGGUUUGUUGACGUGCGCAAAGCGACCAAGUCCAAGUGGCGGCGUCGGUUCGUCGAGCUCGAGCGCGGCGCGCUGGCCUUCAAAUCUGACCAGCGCCGAGUCGGCAUGUCCACCCAUGUGCCCCUCGAACUCAUCACGGCUGUGGUGCCGACGCCCCCCGCAGACGAAAGCGGCCGGUCGCUGGCGUUUGCGAUCGAGCGUUUCGGGGCUGUGACGCUGUACAUGGCCGCGUUCAGUGCCGCCGAGAAGCUGUCGUGGCUUACCAAGCUGGACCUGGCGCGGCGCGACGUGCUGCAGCGUCAGUACCUCCCUAACACUCCCACCACGGUCCUGUUUCCGCAAGCCAUGCAAGCUAUAUUGGCGCACACUGGCUACCGGUCCGUGGUCGUGGCCGAGCACGAAGAGCUGGACAUGACGAUCGAGCAGCAUCGCCGGCGGAUUUUUGUGGUCGUGCCCACGGAGUGCGAGGACGCCGCCACGUAUAUCCCCAAAGCCAGUGUCCUUGUGAAAGCUAACGACGCCACGGGCAAACAUGUCGACUACGACGCGAUGUGGCACCUCCUGCGCGUGCACGCUCGCCCGAUCAAGCUGACGUUUCGGCUCCCCAUCUCCAAGGACGGGUUGCUUCGUGUGAAAACUGACGUUCCCGUGCCGCAAUGGGUCCCGAGGCAUUGUGUGAUUGAGCACGGCACGUUGCGCUGGUUUUCGCUGCAGAAAUCAACCGACGACGACAACGACAACAAGACGACGACGCUAGCCCCGCUCCACGUCCUCCGCCUUCGCGACUGCUCUGUGACGCUGUUGCGAGACCUGGACCCCGACUUUGGACAUAUGCCUAACUGCUUUGUCCUGACGUACUCUCCGCCCCCCGUUUCCCCCUCUAGCCCCAUGAAACCCCACGCCACCACCACCGACGAGAAGGACAAAUGCCAUCGAACGCUGUUUUCCGCAUCGUCUGCCAAGGAAUGCGUGCUGUGGAUGUCGAUCCUCCAAGUGGAAAUCUGCACGUUUAACGGCGACACGGCGUACGGACCCAUCGCGCCGCCACUGGCGGAACGCCGUCGCAACACGUUUGUAAGUCAUGUCAAGGUCGUCGCAGACAAAGUGUACGCCAAAACCAAAGACACGUCCACACACCCCGAGGAGGGGGAGGAGGAGGGGGGGGAUGAGGUGGUGGAUGGGGAGGGGGCUCGUCCUCCGUCCCCCGCGGCCGACCUGCCGCUCGACGGCGGGGACGACGAUGACGACGACGAGUUUCUCAGUGUCACAGAGCGGUUGCAUCGGCAUUUCGUCGAGCGCCCAGGGCGAUACCUCCAGGCAACAAAAGAGGACGUCGUGCAGAGGACCGCGACGUACGUCCGGCAGCGGCGACAGUCGUUGGAGGCCACACCAAUCUACAGGAGGUUGAGCGAGGCCAAGGUAAAGAUCGAGCAGGAGCUGGCGCCGGCGCGAGAGGAGGCGGAAAAAGCAGCGAGGAAGGUCGCGGACGCCGUGCACGAGACGAUGCACGAUGUCCGGCAGCGCAUUUUGAUCCCGGACCCAGAGACCAGCGACUACUUCAACGGGUGCAAGCGGUACUUGGACGCGACGGUGCUCGGCACAUCGGCGCGGACGAUCGAAUAUGUUGCUCGGAAGAAGGCCGUGCGGUUCAUCGAGACCGAAUCCAUUGUCCAGGGGUUGAGACGGCCAGGUAUUCUCAACGAUAUGCCGACUGGAUCAGCUCUAGCAUCGGCGGGAAAGAUGCUCGAGGAAGGGGAACAUGUGACGCUGACAGAAGACGCGGCCCGCGCUUUCUUUGUCGAAGUGUCUGGCGGCAAACCCAAGACUAGCCACGAAGCCGUGACUAGACUGCUGCGGCACUUGUGCACGAGUGAAUUGGGCCACGCAGACAUGCAUCUUUGUGCGUUUGAAGGAGCCAUGACGGACCUGCAAGAGUCGCAUGUGCUCACGUAUGCCAUCUCGAUCGAUGUGUUUGUGUCUGUUGCUGUCCACACGAUUCGAGACAGAGCUACGAUCAAAGGCAUGCACAGGUUUGCAAACGGUGUCGUGAUGCAGAUUUAACCAAGAGAAAUGAAUGAAUAAAGAUUCACUAUGUUG